Molecule: messenger RNA, 1850 nt
Organism: Mycotypha africana
Lineage: Eukaryota; Fungi; Mucoromycota; Mucoromycetes; Mucorales; Mycotyphaceae
Exons: 3
Coding region: 197-1489 (430 amino acids)
Molecular function (GO): protein binding
Source: RefSeq, a predicted model, not a curated record
GCGCACGCCUUCUAAAAAUAAGAAGUGCCACGUCAAGUGCUGAUUGGCUAAAAUUGGGACCGUCUGGCUUUUUCUUUGGGGUGUUACAGGGCACUUUUUCGUUAGUCAAUAGCUCAAAAGCAUUUAGUUUUCGUGCUCUUCGCAUUCUUUUUCCUUUUCCUUUCUCUCUUUUAAAUUAUUAAUUUAUUGAUAUCAAAUGACUCAAGCUGCUACUACUCCUGCUCCUGCCGCUGCUAACAACGACAACACUACUGUUGCCACCACAGAUGCCAAUGAACAACAACCUUAUCAAGAUCGUUUCAUUGAGAGCUCUGCCCGUAUCGUCCCUUACGAUUUAUUAGAAGCCCGCGGUAACGCUGAUAAAAUUAAUGACCCUGAUGCCACUAACUACAAAGCUGCCAAGGAAAAGUUCCGUGAAGGUUAUGAACUCUGUAUGAGUAUUCCUCGCACUUUGGAUGAUGACAUUUUGGCAAAGCAUGAAGACGAUAUCAAGCAAGCUUCUGAAACUAUGGUUGCGGCUUGGUUAAUGGAUGAUAGAGCAGCUCCUAUGUCUGAACGUAUACUUAUCUUGGGUCAACAAUAUGAAAAAGUGCUUUUGAAAGACUUGCCGGAAGAACAAAAGGAAGGAUUUUUCGUGAAGGACAGUCUUUUGUUCUCUGCUUGGAUUCUGUUGGUUGGCAAACAAUUCAAACACUGUAUCACUACUUUAACUUUGGCUAUCGACACUUACCCUGACCUUCCUUCCCGUGUCAACUACAUGCGUGCCUCAUGUUACCUUUCCUUAGGCAAAAUAAGACAAGGUAUUAAGGAUUUAGAAAAGGCUCUUGAGAAAGACCCUAGCUUCUCUUUGGCUUAUUUUGUUCUUGGCUCUGUCUAUCUAUCCAUGGAUAACCAACGUGAAAAUGCUAUCAAGAACUACAAGACCUACCUUGAAAAGGGGUGUCCUGAUUCCAAUGAUACCAUCCACGCUCUCUACGCUCUUUCUACUUUAGUGAAUCAUAAGAAGCGUAAAGCUGAAGCUGAGGAAUACUAUAAGCGUGCCAAGAAGACUGAAGAACGAUUCUUCGAGUUAUUUGGUGCCCACACUGGUUUGAGCAAAGUAAAACGUGAAGCUAUUUUGGCUCACGAAACACCCGAGGAAGCUGAACGAUUGAUUGCCGUUUAUGCACCCAAGAGACAGUACGAUGAUAAGAUGAAACAAUUGAUUGAAUCUGGUAUUUUAAACACAUCCUUCCCUCCCAACCCUAAGCGUUGUUCCCAUUGUGCUGCCACUCAUGCCAAGGGUAAGGAAAACUCCGCUCCUUUGAUGGCUUGUGGUGCUUGCAGAAGCAUUUGGUAUUGUUCCCGUGAAUGCCAAGUCGCCGAUUACAAAGUCUCUCACAAGCAACAAUGUAAAAAAUUACAAGAAUUGAAAAAGUCAACAGCAGCAGCAAAGGAAGAGGGAGCUAUGGCAGAGGCCACCACCGAAAAGAAAGAAGAGACUGCGUAAAAUAGCUUUCUCAGCAGGGAUUUUUAUAAUUCAUGACAAUACAUUACAAAAAUGAUUUGCAAUGUAUGGAAACUGAAUACAACCAAAAACCCAAGAAAAGACAAAGUGUAUAUAUAUAUAUAUAUAUAUAUAUCUAUCUCUUCAAUUGAUACACUCUCCUAAACAAUCUUACACAAUCUUAUACGCAUCUGAACCUACGUUAAUUUACAUACACAUUUUUGACAUAUUCUUUACCAUUUCUAUACAGAAUGCCCAUGAUAGGUCCAAGAAUGAUAUCUUUACUACCUUUAAUAAAUUCAUCCCAAUUGAAAAUGAGCUUUACUGUUAAAUGAGUGUUAUCGCUUAGAAUACAUGACUACAA